GAGAAGGGGAGGGAGGGGAGCUAGCUGUCGCUGGAACUGACACAGACCGUUGCUUUCCAUUCGAAGCAAGGAUUCCGAGGCACUCACACACACACACACAUAUAUAUAUAUAUAUAUACACCUCUGGAUUUAUUUUCCUGUGCUGGCGAGAACAGAACAAAGCGGCUGCUGCUGGCUGGCUGUGGGAAGAAGCGGAUCCCAUCACUUGGAGGUCAGCCCGGCAGCAUCCUGCGACCGAUCAAGGCCAUGCGGCUGUGAGAAUGUGCAAUCAAAUACUGCUCACCUGUCGGACCACCGUCUUUGAUUUCAGGACACACGGUCACCUACCCGCCGUUGACACGAACCAUGCCAGUUCUCCAUGCCGGACUUGAGCAGCACGUUAUGUGACUCUGCGGGAGCCUGGGCUGCGGCCAGCGGCGGCAUGGACACGGACACGGAUAGGGCCAUGGCGGCCGGCGUGGAAGAGCCGGCGAUGGACAACCUCCUCGGUCGCCAGGGCAACGGACGGCCGUCGCGCGGGCAACUGCCGCCUGACGGAGCUCCGCCCACUGGUCGCCAUGGAGACGUCGGGCCGUGGCCCGGGCAACCGCAUCCCGGAAGUUCACGAUCCCGUUGCCAUGGCGCCGAGUGUCCGAAGCCCGGACAGCCCCCGCCCGACAGAGCCCCGCCCAAUGGUUACCAUGGCGACACCGGGCCGUCGUCCUGGCAACCGCCACCCGGUGGGGCCCCAUCCCCUUGUUGCCAUGGCGACGGGCGGUCGCUGCCUCGCCCCCUGGUGGUCAGUGGGCCACAGCGCCCCCGUUGCCAAGGCGACGGGCGGCCUUCGCCGAGGCCUCGUCCGCCGGGCGCCGGAGCCAGGCCCUGUCGGAGUUUGGAGGACCUGCGAUGGUCAGCGGCCGGCGGACCCCCCCGCCCUGGGCCGCGGGGCCUGCCGGCGUCGAGCAGCGACCCGCGGUGCCAGCUUUUGGCGGGAGGCCUACGGGAAGGCCUCGGGCCCGCAGCGGGGACGACGGAGGAGCCGCUCCCCUUCGCCAUGCCGCGGCAGUGGGGGCCCCCUCUCCCGGCCUUAAGCGGCCACGCCAUCCGAGGCCUGAGGGAGAAGCUGAGGCUGCAGAGCAACCGGGCGGCCGAGGCCAACAAACCCUUGAGGCCGCAAGGCUGGCCGGCCGGAGGGAGCUGGCCGGCCGAGAUCAAGGAGAAGGCGGCCAGGAGGUUGAGGAUACGGCGGCAGAACAGCACUCCCAGCCUGGGGCGGGACGAGGAGGAGGAGGAGGAGGCGGCCGAGGUGGAGACGACGACAGCGGCGGCGUCGGCCCAAUGUGGCGGCAGAAGCCGCGUCCACAUCCACAUCCCGUCCUUCGAAGAGUUCAAGAAGAUGAGGAAGAAAAACCAUCCCGUGUCGGGACCUGAUGAGCGGGGCCCCGAGCCUACUGGACCCUCUCACCCCGGCCUGGCUCCCCCAGUCUGCACCGGCCCGGCUCCAGGCUCCCCCCUGCACACCGUGGCCGUUCCCCUCGACCUGGGCGGCUCGGAGCCCUCCACCAGCAGUAGCAGCAGCCGUCGCCAUCGUCGUCCGGAGACAACCGGCCCCAGGGACCCGCAUUGCCCCGAGAAGAACUGGUCGGCCGAGAGCCAGUCGACCUGCUGCCCCUCUCUCCUGCUGGAAGCGGCGGCCGACCUCUCCGCCUGCGGUGUCACCUUACAGCAGAUGAAGGACGGCUUGAUAGGAUCGGCCAUCGACCUCAUCAAGAAAAGCUGCACUGCAGAUUCUGCAGCCACAGAAGCGGCGCAUCAGCAGCGGCAGCUGGAUGACAUCACUGUCAAUGAGAGGAACAGUCGAUCAGGCCCGGUUUCCACGGCAACCCCGGACGGCAGCAUCCCGCAGCCUGUCGGAGGACCUCACCAGCAGGACUGUCACUCCCUCCCCAGCUGCCGGAGGUCCAGCUCCGACGCGGCGUACGGGACCACUGAGACCGCCAAGGCCCAGCGGGAAUGUCGCCUGCGUCCUCACUUCAGCGACCCCAUGCCAGCGGACGCAGCGAAGCGGAAGCAACUGGAGAUGAGGAUCGCCGCGGCGGCCUGGGGCCUCGGGCAGAAGCGACGCCAGGACAAAGAAAGUGGCGAAUGUCCGCUGUUGAACUCGGCCAGCAGGGUAGGGGAUGCCUCGCCCACCUCUGAACCCCGGGGCGCCCGCCUUCACCCUGGUUCCUCCCACCGGCCCAAGCACCGCUGGAGUAACCUGAGCACCGACAGUGGGGUGGUGGGACUGAACGACCGCAACGAGGAGAGGGAGGAGGAGGAAGAGGAGGAAGGGGGAGAGGACAGGGGGCGGAAGAGCCGGCCGGGCGAAGUGGAGAGGGCGGACAGCGGCAUUGGGCCGGGCACGGCCAAGAAGUGGCGGAGCCGGGUGGAGGAGACGGCGCGCUCCGUGCAGGCCUGGGUGACGCACCAGCCGUGCGUGGACUGCGGCGAGAGGGACACCACGGAGGCCGGGCCGGUGGCGGCGGCGGGCAGGCGGCGGGAGAGCCUGUGCGGCCGGUGCGCUAAGCGCAGGAGGGAGCGCAAGGAGGCCAUCCUGGAGUUCGUCAACACCGAGUCCAGCUACGGAGAAGACCUGCGCAUCAUCAGGGAGGAGUUCCAGCUGCCCAUGCAGGCGGCCGGGCUCCUCACUCCAGAGCAGCUGGCCGUGAUCUUCAGCAACAUCCACCAGCUCAUCGAGGUCAACGAGAAGUUCCUGGAGAGGCUGCAGGAUUCCACGGAGCAGGCAUUUGAUCAGAAUGAUGAGGACUUUUUGACCGUGUGCAUUGGUGAGAUGUUCCUGGAAUUCGUCAACAUGCUGCCAGCCUUUCAGACCUACUGCAUCCACCAGUCUUCCUCCAUCAACCUACUCAACUCUCUGGAGAAGGAAAAGGAGCUUCUCAGGAUCUUCCUGGACGUGUCGCAGAACGACAACACGGCGCUCCGCCGCAUGAACCUGCGCUCGUUCCUGAUGGCGCCGCUGCAGCGAGUCACCAAGUACCCGCUGCUGCUGAGCCGGAUCAGCAGCUCGACGCCCGAGUACCACCCGGACCACCGCGGCCUGCGGGAGGCCAAGAGCCGGGUGGAGUCGCACCUGGGGCACAUCAACAUGAAGAGCCGGCAGGAGGGCGCGCCCCCCUGGCCCCUGCGCUCGCUGCGCCGCGGCAGCCGGCGGCACCGGGAGGCGGCGGCCGCGGAGGUGGAGAUGAGGGAGGUGGCGGUGCGGGCGGUGGGCUGGCCGCGGGAGGAGACGCGCUUCGCCAUGGAGGGCACGCUGCAGUCGUCCCAGCCCAGCGACGGCCAGUGGGCCAAGAAAGGGAGCAGGUCCCUCAAGUUCCACCACCUCCACGCCCUCCUGGUGGUCAACAAGGCUCACCGGCCCGACCCGGAGCCCGCGGCUGGAGACACCGCAGCGGAGGAGGCGGCGGCGUUGGUGCGGGACGCCGCGCUGGUGCUGAUGCGGGAUAAGAGCGGCGGCAAGUUCUCCCUGUUCCGGCGGCCCAUCCACCUGGGCAACUGCGUGGUGUCCUCGGACCCUGACUGCGAGGACACCUUCGAGCUGCUGGAGAUCCCCAAGGAGGCAUUCGUCUUCCGCGACGCCGACCGCCCGCGGACCCGCCACUGGUUCCGGCUGAUCAAACGCUACUCCCAGGACCUGGGCUCCUGGCGCAAGAGACGCAACGCGCUGCCCAACAUCAUGAUCAACGCCACCUACAGCCGGUCCUGAGUCCACAACCGGUGGGGGGUCUCCCCCCUCACCACCCACCACCAACAGCAGCAUUGUCCCAUUCACGUCCAUCCCAUUGCGGACAUUGGCCUUGGUCUAUGAUUUGUAGGUUAAUUGACUUCGGUAAAAUCCCUGGGAUGGUGGGACUGUCAUACGUUGAUAGAAUGGAGCAGUGAAUGGAACUCACUGCAGACUGAAAAGGGAGAGGGCAUGAUAGGGGCGGAAGGAGUUUUGUGGGUGAGGUUUUUCUCUGAUGGUUUCUCCUUCCGAACCAUCAGAGGUUCAAUCUUCUGCAUGCGCCAGGAGUCUCCAGGAAUUAAGAUUUAAUCAUCCAGUCUUCCUUGCUGG
Messenger RNA from Amblyraja radiata (thorny skate), 4093 nucleotides. It is a transcript of the gene arhgef49, whose product is annotated as Rho guanine nucleotide exchange factor 49. Gene Ontology annotation, molecular function: guanyl-nucleotide exchange factor activity. The coding region runs from base 359 to 3745 and encodes 1128 amino acids. NCBI's taxonomy places the organism in Eukaryota, Metazoa, Chordata, Chondrichthyes, Rajiformes, Rajidae. Gene Ontology annotation, biological process: positive regulation of Rho protein signal transduction. The record is from RefSeq and is a predicted model, not a curated record. The transcript has 8 exons.